AUGAAAGGUACUGUGCACUACGAACAGCGCGGCAACAUUGCGCUUCUGACCAUUGACAACCCACCGGUUAACCCGCUGUCCUCAGGCGUGCGGCAGGGACUGUCCGAUGGUAUCGCCAAGGCUCUGGCAGACGACAGCGUAGAGGCGAUUGUGCUCACCGGCGCAGGCCGCGCUUUCAUCGCUGGGGCAGACAUUUCCGAAUUUGGCGGCGCUGCACAGGGUCCCAGCCUGCACGAUUGUCUUGCAAGCAUGGACAACAGCACCAAGCCCAUUGUUGCUGCAAUCAACGGAACUGCCUUUGGCGGCGGUCUUGAAGUUGCAUUGUGUUGCCAUUACCGCGUCAUCGCCCCUACGGCACCGGUUGGUCUACCUGAGGUGAAGCUGGGUCUGUUACCUGGCGCUGGCGGCACACAACGCCUACCCCGCCUCAUCGGCGCGGAAAAAGCCCUCAACUUUAUUCUUUCCGGCGAUCCCAUCCCCGGCCCCGCGGCGAAAGAACUCGGCAUUGCAGACAGUGUGGCUGACGGCGACAUCGUCGACGCAGGUAUCGCUUUUGCCCAGGAUAUUAUCGCUAAAGGCAGUCCCAUCCGCAGAAUACGUGAUGAAUCAGAAUUGCUGGUAGCCGAUCGCGACAACGCUGAGCUGUUCGACAACGCACGCAAAACAUCAGCGCGCAGAAUGCGCAAACGUUUUGCACCUGAAAUGAUUAUUCAGUGUGUCGAGGCGGCGGUUAAUCUGGGCGAUUUUGACGCCGGCAUGAAAGUUGAAGCUGAAUGUUUUGCGAAGUGUUUAAAACACCCUCAACGCGAAGCACUUAUCCACAUGUUUUUUGCAGAACGCGAAGUUGCAAAAAUACCGGAUGUACCCAAAGACACGCCUACCCAGGAAAUCAACCAGGCCGGCGUCAUCGGUUGCGGCACCAUGGGUGGCGGUAUCACCAUGUCUUUCCUGAACGUCGGUAUCCCCGUCACGGUGCUGGAAGUUGAUCAGGAAGCUUUGGAUCGCGGUAUUGGCGUGAUCAAGCGGAAUUACGAUAUCCAGGUACAGCGCGGCCGCAUGACCUCUGAUGAAGUAGAUCAGCGCAUGGGCAUUCUGACUGGUACUACCGAAUACUCCGGGCUCGCUCAGGCUGACGUCAUCAUCGAAGCGAUUUACGAAAACAUCGAUGUGAAAGUAGACACUUUCAAAAAAAUGGAAGCCGUGGCUAAACCAGGCGCCAUCCUCGCCAGUAAUACCUCCGGUCUUGAUAUUGACAAGAUGGCCAACGCUACUACGCGCCCUGAAGCGGUUAUCGGACUGCAUUUCUUCAGUCCGGCUAACGUCAUGCGUUUGUUGGAAGUAGUACGUGGUGAAGCGACCAGUAAAGAAACCAUAGCCACCUCCAUGAAGCUGGGCAAACGACUGAAUAAAGUCGCGGUUCUGUCCGGCAAUGCACCAGGUUUUAUCGGCAAUCGAAUGCUGGCUGGCUACACCCGUCAAGCAGGUGAAAUCAUCCUUCAGGGUGCUACACCCUAUCAGGUUGAUAACGUCAUCCUGGGCUUUGGUAUGCCCAUGGGGCCCUUCCAGAUGAACGACCUUGUCGGGCUCGACCUUGGUUGGCGCGCACGAAAACUGGGCGGUGUGAAGCCUGAGGAUGUGCCUAUCACUGCGCGGGUGGCUGACAAGCUGUGUGAACUGGAACGGUUUGGCCAGAAGACCAACAGAGGCUUCUACAUCUAUCCAGAAGGCAGUCGCGCAGGCACCCCGGACCCGGAGGUUGUCGCCAUCGUUGAAGAAACGUCUGCAGAGUUAGGCAUCACCCGUCGUGAAAUUUCAGAUGAAGAGGUGUUGAAACGUUGCCUUUAUCCGCUGAUCAACGAAGGCGCUCGAAUACUCGAAGACGGCAUCGCGAUACGCCCAUGUGACAUCGAUAUUGUUUAUAUCAAUGGCUACGGCUUUCCAGAAGUGACCGGCGGCCCAAUGUUCUGGGCAGACCAGAUAGGUCUGGAAAAUAUCCUGGCGGAUAUCAAAAAUUUCCAGAGCGAAUAUGGUGGCGACAUCUGGCAACCUGCUCCACUGCUCGAAAAGCUGGCCUUCGAACAGCAGUUUCCUGUUUCGUUUCGGACAGGCUUCAGCUGCCUGCUGGUCACGCUGCUUACAGUCGUGACCGGAUGGGCACAUGCACAUGGUGUCGCCGACGGCGAUGCCAUUUUUCUGCAGAGUCAACAGGGGUUCCAGUUCUGGCCCUACUUCUAUCUCGGCGCAAAACACAUGGUGACAGGCUACGACCACCUCCUGUUUCUCGCCGGGGUAAUCUUUUUUCUCUAUAAAAUACGCGAGAUUACGGUUUAUGUGACCUUGUUUGCCAUUGGGCACAGCCUGACGCUGAUUGCCGGUGUCUGGUUCGAAAUACCGGCAAACGCCUAUCUGAUCGAUGCCAUAAUUGGCCUAUCUGUGGUCUAUAAAGCAUUCGAAAACCUCGGCGGUUUCGACAAACUGGGCUGGCGCAUCAACACCAAAGUGGCGGUAUGGGUGUUUGGCCUGUUUCACGGCUUUGGCCUUGCUACAAAACUACAGGCGCUGACGCUUUCUGAAGAGGGUUUACUCGGUAAUCUGCUGGCCUUCAACCUUGGUGUGGAAGCUGGCCAGCUGACCGCCUUAGUCGGCAUCGUUGCGUUAAUGAAUCUGCUAUUGUAG
This is a messenger RNA of Symbiodinium pilosum, 2676 nucleotides long. The record is from the annotation of a GenBank genome assembly. Lineage: Eukaryota; Dinophyceae; Suessiales; Symbiodiniaceae.